This is a messenger RNA of Amaranthus tricolor (Joseph's coat), 2834 nucleotides long. RefSeq lists its product as uncharacterized. Gene Ontology annotation, molecular function: phosphoglycerate dehydrogenase activity. Lineage: Eukaryota; Viridiplantae; Streptophyta; Magnoliopsida; Caryophyllales; Amaranthaceae. The record is from RefSeq and is a predicted model, not a curated record. The transcript has 3 exons. The coding region runs from base 1195 to 2100 and encodes 301 amino acids.
AAUUAAAAUUAAAUCGCUUAAACAACUUUUAUACAAGUAAUUUCACAGUAACACGAUCUGUCGCAAAAUUUACUAAAACAUAAUAGUCCAUAUAAGUGUGAUUAGUUGUCUCAAAUCAUGAUAUCAUAGGACUACUCAAUCACCCAACUAGAUAUCUACCAAUAUCUUAUCAUAAACAUCAAGACCUAACGAAAAUCAAACUUCAAAAAAGAAAAAGAAGUUAUCAAAAAAGAGGAAGGGUCAAAUGUCAAUGGUGUACGCAAUCUAGGAGCACAAUGCACACACAACUCACAUGGACCUGUUCCUAUUCAUUUCAGACCUAACUGAAAUUUGGGGGAAAAUUACAACAGUAAAUUUCAUUCUCUAGGCAUUCCCUGAUCCCUAUCCAUUCCUAUCUGCUGUUAUAAAAACUAAUAAUAAAGGAAUUUUCAGAUAUUUAUUAUCUGGAUUGAUUGAUCAUAGUCAUUCAUAAAACCCUAAUUCUCAGAACUUUCCAGAAGGGUAGAUACAAUUUCAUCAAAGUUCAAUUACCCACGCUAAUUAAAGUCAAUCAAAGAGGGGAUAGAAUUCCAUAGCCUCAAUCCAAGAUAUUUUUGGGAUUCAACCCCACAUCAAAGUUUGCAACCUUUUCUCUCUUCUGGUGUAUAUCUGCAAUAACCCCAUGCUUUCUUAUCUCUUAUUUUCUUUCUGGGUUUAACCUUCCCUUCUAUUUUUUCAUUUGGGGAUUUAAUAGAAAUCUCAGAAGUUAUCAACUUUUAGGAGUGCAUUAAAUUAUUUGAUUGUGCUUAUUGAGCUGAAGAAUUUGGAUCUUUUUUUCUUUUUUGGCUGUGUAAUUUUGGGAAUUUAGAAAGCCUAGUUGUUUUAUUUAGUCAAGGGUGAGGUUACAUGCAUCUGAAAUCGGAUACGCUGUGGAAAUUUGUGGUAGAAAAGGGGAUUCUUGUUGAGCUUAAGAGUCUGAUUUCUUUAUUUCUGGUGUUGUUUGUGGGCUUUUGGGGGCGUUAGUGUGAUUCAUCGUCAACUAUAGUAUAGAGUAUGAGUUCUAAUUGUAGUUUCCUUUGUUGGAAUUGCUGCAGCCGACAGGCUUCCUAUGUUUUCACAGAGUCCAUCAUCUCUUUAUGGUCUAUUUGGAGCCAUUUCGUCGAAUAUCCUUGAAGGAUUUGAGCUAGUAAUAAGGUUAUUAGUACUUCAGAAGUUAUGAUGGAUAGUUCUUAUGGGGCUGUUAAUGGUAAUGGAUACUUGGGCAACAACGGACACUUGCCUUCUAGACUUGCCUCGCCCCGUUUAUCCUGGCUUGAUUUACGUGUUUUCUAUGUGAGGAUUAGUAAGUGUGAGAUUGAUGAUUCAACCCCGGAGCACCUUACGUUGAACCAUAUCCCGUUGGAUCCAAACACCCUACUUGAAGUAAACGGGGUAAGAGCUAGUAUAUAUUCUGAUGGGGUAUCGACCCUUCUUCGAAGGGAUCGACUUGACAAGAAAUCCGAAGAGGCUACUUUUGUGAGUACGGAUAGUAUUAGAAUAACGGGUAGUGUGAAAUUUGAGGUGUUUGAUAGGGGUGUUCUUGUGCUUUCUGGGUCUUUAAAUAAGUGUGAUAGCAACGGUUUUAUUGAUGGUGAUGAUUCUGAUCAUGCUUCUCGGAUAUGGAGCAUAAAUUGUGAGACAGAUGCUACCAUGGGAACCGGCUUUUUAAAGGGAAAACAGUUGAUUGGGUCUGAUUUAGUUUCACCUUGCAUUGAAGUAUAUGUUGCCGGAUCUUUCUUGGGCAGUCCUACUAUAUUAACGAAGAGUUUGAAUCUUAAUUCUCGGAGGAAGCAUAUGAGGAUGGCAAUGCUUAAUUCAAUACCCGAACAUGACACAACUGAAGGCGAGAAAGAGUCUCCCAAUCAGCUUCCUGUGCAGGUAGAACAUGAAGGGUAUAAUUAUCAUCACCCAGGUUCCGAGUAUUUCGAAGGUGAAGACGGAGAACUCUCGUUUUUCAAUGCAGGAGUAAGGGUAGGUGUUGGAAUAGGCCUUAGUAUCUGCCUCGGAAUUGGAAUAGGUGUCGGUUUGCUUGUUAAAACAUACCAAGGAACAACCCGCACUUUCAGAAGGAGGUUUUUCUAAUCAUCGCUUUUUCAUCUACCCUCUCGAACUUGCAGCUUAUCGAAACAGCUUUUGAUGGGGCAGUAAGUAUCCGUAAGUCAUGACAAUCUUUGAGUGAACCGAGCGCAUCAGAACGUUCCAUUCGGAAGGCAUAUUCAUCCUGCUCGAGUGCUCGAAGCUCAUGGUCUUUGUGUCGGAACAAUGUAUGGACUGGAUAUGCGCGUUGGCUCGCUUGAUCGUGUACACACAUAAUACAGGAAGUAUAGUGUAAGACAUGUAUGAUUUAGGUUCAUGUGUCAUAGUAUACUUCAAGUUCUGUGGAAGUGUUGAUAUGGAACAAUAUGGUUAUUUCCAUAGAUGUUUUUUUGUGUUUUUUGAUGUAUAAUUCCUUUUUUGUUCUGUAGAAUUACAAUAUUGACUGAUGAAUCUUUUUUGUUUUAUUUUUAAAAAUAAUUUUAUGAACAUACGGUUAUUUAUUUAUUUUGUUCCGUUUAAGAGUAUAAAGAUUUUUUUUAAGGGUAAAAGUAUAAAGAUUUUAUGAGGAGAAAGAAUGAGGAUCAGCCAAUAUAUGAGUCACAAAGAAAGUCGGACAAUAACUAAUAUAUACUAGAGCGUUAUGGGUUGUAAAUUGUCUUAAUCUAAAUGUUCAUACUUUUACAAAUUGUUGUAUAAAGUGAUCUCAUCAUGAUAGGCGCACCAUGUAUUAGGAUUCUCUCCAAUACUUUUUUACAUUUAUUCAUUUUAAGAUUUUGACA